AUGUCCUCCGCCAAAUCCGCCAUCUCUACCAUCAUACUUGCCUUUGUAGCAGCACUGGGAGUACAAGCCGAGACUCAUACCGUCACCUUUGACAACCGUUGUGGUUAUGGAACACCUACUUUGAUUCAAGACGGCCGUGUCCUCUCGACAGGUGGUGCAUACACAAGUUACGGACCACUCACUGCAGCCAUCGCCUAUCUCCAAACCGGAGCCUGCGGAUUCAACGGCGAAAACUGCUCGCUGCUCGAAACUACGCUCGUCAACCCCACUUGCGCCGGAUGCGGGUCCAGCACGGACGUUUCGCUGAUCCCCCGCACGCAUUCUCGGUGA
Molecule: messenger RNA, 330 nt
Organism: Rhizoctonia solani
Lineage: Eukaryota; Fungi; Basidiomycota; Agaricomycetes; Cantharellales; Ceratobasidiaceae
Exons: 2
Coding region: 1-330 (109 amino acids)
Source: RefSeq, a predicted model, not a curated record